UUGUAUAAUUCGUACGUUUAGUGUAUAAUGGUGAACCAUAUGUUUAUAUAAUGAGGAAUAGUGGUGUUACCGUGACGAGUGUUUUCUUUGGAAGGCUCCGUGAUUGUUUGGGCUCGUUUUUUCUUGUGACAUGUUGUUGGUGGCGAUCGAACAAAGUAUCAGCGGUGACGCAAACCCGGCAAAUACAUGUCGGUGUCGAGGAAGAAGAUGGAAAGAGGAAGCAUAACAAGAUCAAAACUUCCAAGUACACCUUCCUCAUGUUUAUACCGAAGAACUUGUCGGAGCAGUUUCGGAGAGUGGUCAACUUUUAUUUUUUAAUUGUGACCGUCAUCGCUAUUGUCAUAGACAGUCCCGUAUCUCCGUUUACCAGCAUCGCGCCUUUAAGCUUCAUGGUUCUAGUGACGGCUGUCAAGCAGGGCUACGAGGACUGGCUCCGGCAUAAAGCAGACAAUAAAGUUAACAAUCAAAUCGUGGAAACAGUCCACAAAGGUGUAAUAAAAGAAGUACGGAAUUCUUCAAUCGCACCUGGAACGCUAGUUCGCGUGAAACGCGGUAGAGAAGUACCUGCUGAUCUGGUGCUUCUGUGCGCAGCUGGCGAAAAGGGAAAAUGUUACGUCACCACCGCCAAUUUGGAUGGCGAGACAAAUCUAAAGACUGUGAGGGUCCCACCCCCAUUUGUAGGAUAUACAGCCGAUAUCAUACCGAACGGCAUGCGUAUAGAGGUCCCACAUCCGAUAGCAGAUCUAUACACGUUUUAUGGACGUCUUGAGAUACCCGGCUUAGACAGCCUGGCUCUGUCGACGGAUAACAUAAUGUUAAGAGGAUCCAGGGUUAAAAACACCGAAUGGGCGAUUGGUUGCGCCGUUUAUACAGGAGAAGAGACGAAACUCGCUCUCAACUCAAAGUACUCAGGUAAUAAGUUCUCAUCGAGUGAAGCGGCAGUCAACAGAUUCCUAAUACUGUUCAUCUACCUUCUUAUCAUAGAGAUAACAGGAUCAUUUGUUGCCAAGGUCGUGAUAGAGAAGUUAAACCCGGGACGGAACGAGUCUCUAGGAAUGGAAUCAACAUUUUCUCUGAGCUUUUCGAGUAUUUUACAGGAUUUGUUUUCGUUCUUGCUUCUUUAUUACUACAUCAUACCAAUGUCCUUGUACGUCACGAUUGAAUUGUACAAAUUUAUCGGUGCGCUGUUUAUCGGAUGGGAUGACGACCUUCGAUGUGAGGAAACUGGAAGACCAGCGAUAGCGAACACGUCUGAUCUAAACGAAGAAUUGGGUCAAGUGGAAGUGUUAUUCUCAGAUAAAACAGGAACUCUAACUAAGAAUCUCAUGGUGUUCAAAGCGUGUUCCAUCAAGGGUCAAAUUUAUGAGGAAAGAGAUUCAAAGUUGUACGACACGGAGCGGUUCGACGAGCCUUUAGACACAUUUCAGACAGACAUUAGAUUUUUCUUCACAAUCCUCGCUCUAUGUCACUCGGUACAAGUGUCCAGUGAAGAUAUGAAAAAAUUAAGCGCAAGGUUCUCUGGUAAUGAGAAUUUACAAAUUAUGAAUAUAUUCCGAAGAAAGAAACAAAACAAAUUAAACAAUAAAAGCGUACUUGAGGACAUGACGUGGAAUGCGAUCAUGCACGAUAUCGGUAGUAAAAUGGACUAUCAGGGCAGCAGCCCAGACGAGAAGGCUCUCGUCGAAGUAGCGGACAGAGUUGGCGUUACUUUCUUAGGGGAAGAAGGGAAUACUUUAAUGCUCAGGAUUGGAGAAAAUACUGAACUGUAUGAAAGAUUGCAAGUUAUAGAAUUUACGUCGGAGAGAAAAAGAAUGUCGGUCAUUGUCAGAGACAAGAAUGGGAAGAUAUGGUUGUUUUGCAAGGGUGCUGAGACAUCAGUUUUUCCGAUUUGUAAAGACACUGCUCUCAUAGAUGAGACUGAUAGAGAUAUAAAUAUUUUUGCAAACAAAGGUUUAAGAACGUUAGCGAUAGCAUACAGAGAAAUACCAGAGGAUGAAUACGAAAGGGUAUCUGAAUCGAUCAAAAGUAUAGAUGGCAAAAGCGCAGAGGCGCUACAGCAGGUUACGCAGCAGUACCGCGUGCUGGAGCAACAGCUGACCCUGGUGGGUGCAACGGCGGUGGAGGACUGUCUGCAGGACGGCGUCGCCGACGCACUCGCCGCGCUGCGCCGCGCCGGCAUACGCACCUGGGUGCUCACCGGAGACAAGGUAGAAACAGCGAUAAACGUCGCCCAAUCUUGUGCACACAUUUCCGAAAAUGAUAGACGAAUGUUUCUCGUGAAUAUAGAUAAUGAGGAAGCAUUGGAGGCUAAUUUAAAUAUCUGUCAGCGAACAUUACAGGAACCAAGUUACAGAGAUUUUACGCUGAUAGUCGACGGUAUGAGUAUGAGUUGCAUCCUGGAUAAACCGUUCGCGAGUACCUUUGUUGACAUAUCUAUGAAGUGUGACGCGGUGCUGUGCUGUCGACUGUCACCCAUACAAAAAGCGAAAAUAGUUAAAUUAAUAAAACAAAGUCCAGAACGACCUAUAACAGCCGCGAUAGGAGAUGGCGCGAAUGAUAUCUCCAUGAUACAGGAGGCGCAUGUCGGCUUUGGAAUUUUCGGAAAAGAAGGCCACCAAGCUGCAAGAUCAGCGGACUUUGCAUUUACCAAAUUCGCGAUGAUUAAGAAAAUGUUAUUGGUUAUGGGACACUGGUACUAUCAGCGGCUCGCUACACUCAUACACUUCUUCUUUUACAAGAAUCUAGUCCUUGGAAAUAUUAUGCUAAUUUUCCAAUCCAAUUCAGCUUUUUCAACACAAUCGAUAUUUGACUCAUUGUAUCUCACAUUCUACAACCUCCUAUUUACGUCAGUUCCUUGCCUCAUACUCUCGGUCACUGACCAGAGGUGGCCAGCGGAUCUUCUUAUGAAAAAUCCAACAUUGUACAGAGAAAUAAGAAGAAAUAAACUGUUAUCAUGGUCCCACUUCUGUGCGUGGUUUCUGUCAGCGCUCUACCAUUCUCUAGUCAUUUAUUACUUCUCGAAGGAGUUGUUCGAUACGUCCCUAAUAAGCAUGGAUGGGAAAACUGUCGAUUUAUGGUCGUUCGGCGCCUGCCUGUUCCACCUGAUGAUGGUGGUCGUGACGCUGAAGCUGAGCCUGCAGGCGCGCUACCACACGCUCGUGUACGCGGCCUCGGCGCUGCUCUCCGUGCUCCUCUACGUCGCUUUCAACGCCGUUUACUCUCUGCUUCAUGACAUGCAAGUCGAUGGCGACGUUUUAGGCACCUAUAUUAGACUUUUGAGUUCGCCCUCCUUCGCUUUCUUAAAUAUAGUCGUUAUGAUUUGCACACUCGCACCGGACUUCUGCGUUCGGCUCAUCGCAGACAAGUGGGGCGGACGAAAUAUUCAAACCAAAACUCAGAAUCAAUCUAUAUUUUCGACUAGACUUUAAGAUAUCAUUAUAACAUAAUAAUAUAAAUGGUUACUUAAAUAUAAAUGAAAUUGUAGUGAUGCAAUAAA
This is a messenger RNA of Vanessa atalanta (red admiral), 3496 nucleotides long. RefSeq names its product phospholipid-transporting ATPase IF. The record is from RefSeq and is a predicted model, not a curated record. Gene Ontology annotation, biological process: phospholipid translocation. The coding region runs from base 51 to 3428 and encodes 1125 amino acids. Lineage: Eukaryota; Metazoa; Arthropoda; Insecta; Lepidoptera; Nymphalidae. The transcript is spliced from 17 exons. Gene Ontology annotation, molecular function: ATP hydrolysis activity; ATP binding; ATPase-coupled intramembrane lipid carrier activity. Gene Ontology annotation, cellular component: endoplasmic reticulum; trans-Golgi network; plasma membrane.